AUGGCCCUCCGAACCCUCUCCGCAAAGAACGCCGCGGCACUCGACCAGGAGUUAAUGAGCUCGGGAGCAUUCUCCAUCGAUCAACUGAUGGAACUGGCCGGGCUGUCAGUCUCACAGGCAGUUUACAAGCUCCAGCCACCAAGUCGUGGCAGGCGGAUCCUCGUGGCAUGCGGACCCGGGAACAAUGGCGGCGACGGCCUUGUGGCUGCCAGGCAUCUAUGGCACUACGGAUACCAACCGACGAUGUACUACCCGAAGCAGAGCAAGAAGGAGCUAUACCAGCGCCUCACCAAGCAACUCCAAGACCUCCAAAUCCCCUUCACCACCGACUUCCCCACCGCGCUCCAAAACGCCGACCACGUCGUCGAUGCCAUCUUCGGCUUCAGCUUCUCUGGCGAAGUCCGUGAGCCGUUCCCCCAAGUGAUCGAAGCGCUACGCGACACGAAAGUCCCCGUGCUGGCGGUCGACGCGCCGUCGUCGUGGAACAUCGAGACCGGACCGCCGGAGGACGGGCCCGGGAAGGGGUUUCAGCCCGGGGCACUGGUUUCACUGACGGCGCCGAAGCCGUUGGUGAAGUGGUUUAGGGGGAGGCAUUUUGUGGGGGGGAGGUUUUUGACGAAGGAGGUAGCGAAGAAGUAUGGGUUGGAUAUGCCGCCGUAUGAAGGCGUGGAUCAGAUUGUCGAGGUGCCGGCGCAGGGAGAGGGGAGAUUGUGAGGGCUGAUCUGAGGAUGAGGUAUCGUUGUAGUCUAAACAUGAAUUC
Molecule: messenger RNA, 760 nt
Organism: Eremomyces bilateralis CBS 781.70
Lineage: Eukaryota; Fungi; Ascomycota; Dothideomycetes; Eremomycetales; Eremomycetaceae
Product: apolipo protein A-I binding protein-like protein
Exons: 7
Coding region: 1-714 (237 amino acids)
Cellular component (GO): mitochondrion
Molecular function (GO): NAD(P)HX epimerase activity
Source: RefSeq, a predicted model, not a curated record